This is a messenger RNA of Micromonas pusilla CCMP1545, 1608 nucleotides long. Its product is annotated as seryl-tRNA synthetase. Lineage: Eukaryota; Viridiplantae; Chlorophyta; Mamiellophyceae; Mamiellales; Mamiellaceae. Gene Ontology annotation, molecular function: tRNA binding; ATP binding; serine-tRNA ligase activity. The transcript has 4 exons. The record is from RefSeq and is a predicted model, not a curated record. Gene Ontology annotation, cellular component: mitochondrion. The coding region runs from base 304 to 1434 and encodes 376 amino acids. Gene Ontology annotation, biological process: mitochondrial seryl-tRNA aminoacylation.
GCGUUCGUCGCCGCGCCGCGCGCGCGCGCGGUGAAGGAGCCGGAGACGGCGUCCGCGUCCUCAAACGCGUCUUCCGCGCCCGCGACAUCAUCCUCCGAGUCGACGUCCUCCCCGCCGCUCGCGUGGCGCGCGGCGAUCGACUUCAAGAAGAUCCGCGACAACGCGGAGGCGACGCAGACGAACGCGAACAACCGCGCCGCGAGCGUCGACGUCUCCGCGGUCGUCGCCGCGUACGAGGCGUACCAGACCCUCAAGGGCACGGUGGACGAGCUCCGCGAGCGAAGAAACGUAAACGCGAAGAGCAUGAAGGGCAAGAUGGACAAGGAGAAGCGCGACGCGCUCAUCGAGGAAGGCAAGGCGCUGAAGGACGAGCUCGCGGGGUUGGAGCAGGAGCUCGGCGCGCUCGAGACGACGAUGCAGAUCGAGGGGCAGAAGAUCCCGAACGACACGCACCCGGACGUGCCGAUCGGCGGGGAAGAGGUUGCGGCGCUCCGGAGAGAGGUGGGCGCGAAGCGCGACUUCAGCUUCGCCGUCGCGAACCACGUUGACGUCGGCGAACGGCUCGGGAUGUUCGACUUCGAGACCGGCGGGAAGGUGUGCGGGUCGCGGUUCGUGUACCUCACCGGCGCGGGCGCGAUGCUCGAGCUCGCGCUGAUCAACUGGGCGAUGCAGAAGGUCGUCGCGAAGGGGUUCAAGCCGAUGGUCGUCCCGGAUUUGGUGCGACAGUCCACGAUGGAAAAGUGCGGGUUCCAACCCAGGGCGGAGAACACGCAGGUGUACUCGAUACAGGACAGCGAGCUGUGCCUCGCGGGCACCGCGGAGAUCCUGCUCGGCGGCGUGUACAUGGACGAGGCGCUCGAGGAGAAGCAGCUCCCGAUCAAGAUGGCGGCGUUCUCGCACUGUUUCCGAACCGAGGCUGGCGCCGCCGGCGCGGCGACGCGAGGGAUGUACCGCCUGCACCAGUUCUCCAAGGUGGAGAUGUUCGUCGUCUCCACCCCGGAGCAGAGCGACGCGAUCCACGACGAGCUCAUCGCGAUCGAGGAGGAGAUGUACGACGAGCUCGGGUUCCACUUCAAGGUGUUGGACAUGUCCAGCGAGGACCUCGGAGCGCCGGCGUACCGCAAGUUUGACAUCGAGGCGUGGAUGCCCGCGCUCGAGCGCUACGGAGAGAUCUCCAGCGCGAGCAACUGCACGGACUACCAAGCGCGGCGGCUGAACAUCAAGUACCGCCCGAAUCCGGUGGACGGGAAGAAGCAGCCGUUGACGCACUGUCACACGUUGAACGCGACGGCGUGCGCGGUGCCGAGGAUGAUCAUCACCAUCUUGGAGAACUUUCAGGAGGAGGACGGGAGCGUGCGCGUCCCGGAGCCGCUGCAGCCGUUCAUGGGGGGGCUGAAGGUGCUCACGCCGGAAGACGUCGCCGCGAAGAAGUAGCCCGGGAUGGGGCGACGCGAUGGAUGGCGUCGCGGAGGUUAUUUUAUUCAGAUCGCGUCAUCGCGUUCAUUCGUUACAUCAUACUCUAUGUAGGGCUAGGGCUAGCCCUAGCCCUAUGUGUUCUUCCGUACUGUUGCUCAUUUUAUUCAGAAUUCAGAUCGCGUCAUCGCGUCA